Messenger RNA from Paramuricea clavata, 2494 nucleotides. The record is from the annotation of a GenBank genome assembly. Lineage: Eukaryota; Metazoa; Cnidaria; Anthozoa; Malacalcyonacea; Plexauridae.
GGUAUGAGUUUACCAGAGGACUAUCGCUGUUUCUUGCGUAUACACAAUGGUCAGAAAAACAUCAAUCGUCCAGGCGUGUUAGGAUCAACACACAUCGCUAAUCAUUUUAAGAGAGAAGCUAUACUCAAUGUAAAAGCAGCAACACUGAGUCUUGCACAUAUGCAUGGAGGAUUACGUGGAUGUAUACCCAUCACAUUAUGUGUGAUUAACACAUGUGGACAUUACAUGGCCAUUACCGAAGAGGCAGGUCACAAACAUGGCCGUGUGUUUUGGCCUUCCCUUGAUAAUGAAACCAUCAAUCUUAAUGGUGAUGGCAGAAUGAAUUGUUUUAUAAUGGCAGAUAAUUUUACUCUGUGGUUUAUAUCCUAUGCAGAGAGCCUGGUUAAAGAACAUUAUCCAGUUAUAAGAGGUGAAAUCUUUCCUUACAAAUCUGCAUCAGAACAUACUGGUGAUAAUGACAUUACAGUAAAGACGGCGACAUGUUUCUUGCCAGAGCAGAGUAAUGUUAACCCACCACAUUUCUUCUUCACAUACAGAAUAACCAUUUCAAUGGAUCAGUCUGUUCCCAAGGUGAGAUACUAGAAUUUAUUGCAUGUGUAAUGUUUUGUCAAUGGUUUGGAUCGGUAAUUACCAUGCAACGGCUGCAUUCAUUGGUUGUUGUCCCACCUGAGCUACAACUGACAACUCAACAACAUUUUUUUAUUUAAUAAACAUAUUUAGAAUCAUUUUCUCCAAGAACUAAAGCUCAUCGAGGGAGAUCAUGACAUAUUAAAAUUACUGUAGAGUACUGGCAAUUUAAAUAAAAAAGACACACAAAUGAAAGAAGAUAGUAAAGAAAAAGAUAACAAUAAUAGAUGGUUAUGUUAGAGCUUAACAACAAUUUAUCCCAACUAUCUGGCCAUCAUAAAACCACAAUAAUUGGCUACGAGCCUACGACCAGAAGAAAAACAAAACUUUUAUUGAAAAAUAAUUUUCGACUGUAAGUUAUUCAAAAAUCGUUAUUUUCUGACGAAGGCAGCUACAUGCAGUCAAAAAUUAAUUUUAAUUAAACAUUUUGUUAUAUAUGUAUUAUUGUACAACCAAGACAAAAUUUCUAUAUUCCAGGACGGCAGUUGUAAACUAGAGACUCGUCAUUGGUAUAUCACAGAUGGUAAUGGUGAAAAGGAGGAGGUUCAUGGUGAGGCUGUUGUUGGUAGUUAUCCCACGAUGGUACCAGGUGGUAGACAUGACUAUGUUAGUUGUACCAGUUUUACGACACCUACAGGAACUAUGGAAGGACAUUAUACUUUCAAAUUUCUAAACAGGGAAGGAACAACCAACGCUAAAAUUGCCCCGAUGCAUUUUAAAGCACCUCCCAUUGAACUGGCGUCUGAGAGACAACGGAGACGAAAUGCAAAAUUGAAUAUCGCAUCUUGCACCGACUCCGACUCUGAUUGAACUGCAAUUAGCAACAGCUUAAACAUUGCGACUGUAUAAGUCUUUAUUUUUACGAAAACAGUGUUUUCGAAUGUUGGACAACCGAAUGAAGAAUUUAAAACGUUAACCUGUUGUCCAUUGCAAACGUAUCGUAAAUUGUAGCAGUCUGUGUUUCUUUAUUUCGUGAGCAAAAUUACAAUACUUAGUAAGUCACUUUGGCUAUAGAAUCUCUUUAAGUGAUUGAGACGUUGCGAUUGAGAGGCUGUGAUUAAUGUCACAUACACGAAAACGAGGCUCUUUAGCCAAAGUGACGUACUUUCUGGAAGGGUGUAUUGAAGUGGAAAACCAACUCAUAUAAGUCUAUUCCUCAUAAGCCUAUGGGAGGAAAAUUCAGGGGAGCGGACACAAAAUUGACCGACAUCAUGGGUUUAUUGAUAGUCAUUUCAUAUGAAUAAAAGGGAAAUAGAAGGAACAGGUCUCAUAUACAGACGCGGAAUGUUUUGUAUGGAAUAGACGCAAACACCACCGCCCCAACUACCAGCACGGUCGUUACGGUGGAUGUUAUAACCACUGAUUGAUAUCAAGCUAUCAUCAAUGUCCUUGUGUAGCCACGAUUCUGUUAUAGCCAUGCACUAGGUCCAUUGGGUUACCAUCCAGAAGUACAGCAAAUUCAUCGAUCUUGGUCAAAGCUUAGGAGUGUAUGAGGCUAAAACCGACUAGUAUAAAUGAGUAGUAGUUUGCAUAGGAUUAUUAUGCCUCGCAGAUAUUAAAUUAUUAAUAUUCCGGCCGUUUCGCUUUGUUCUACGACUGCGGCGAGAAAUUCUCACUGGUAUUGCUAGGGCCAUUAUGAAAUGGAUUUCGCAAAUAAAUAUGCCAAUUAAUCAAUCAAUGUUGUUCGAUAUUUUUUCAUCUCAUAUUUCACUGAGGGCGGUUGUACGAAAACCGAAUGGCGCAAUCAAUCAACGUCAGGAGAGAUUGGAACAUAAUUAUCGAAAUGAUGCAUUCUCCAAAACAAGAAAAAGACCGUUUUAAAACAACCUGCAUGUAACAACAAAUAUUUUAUUGGUUUGGACAAGAA